ACUUUCAUACAAAAUUUAUCUAUCUUAAAAUGAUUGCAAAGGCUUUAUGCAUCACAACUCUCCUUGCUGUUGUGACAGCGCAAUAUGGCCACGGCCACAGUGAUGCACACUCUUCCCAGCAUUUCGUUAAACACGAUGGACAUCCGGAAGUCGUCCACGGCCAUCACGGACAUCAUGACUAUCAUACUCAUCCUAAAUACGAGUUCGACUACAAAGUGGAAGACCAUCACACGGGAGACAUGAAAUCUCAACAUGAGCACCGAGAUGGAGACGUGGUGAAGGGUGCAUACUCUCUACACCAGCCUGAUGGCUCCGAAAGGACUGUCCACUACCACGGAGACCAUCACACUGGCUUCCACGCAGAUGUCAAAUUCGGAACUCAUCACAUUCCGGCUCCAUCGAAUUAUAAGACGUUGGUACGUGGUGCACUAGGCAACAAGAUGUUGAUUUUAUUAUUUCAGGCACUCUGCUUCGUCUCCAUGUUCGCAGUAGCGUUGGCCCAAUAUGGCCACGGGUACGGCCAUGGUUACUCCUCCCAGCACUUUGUGAAGCAUGAUGGACACCCUGAAAUCGUCCACGGUCAUCACGGACAUCAUGACUAUCAUACUCAUCCCAAAUACGAGUUCGACUACAAAGUUGAAGACCAUCACACAGGAGACAUUAAGUCGCAGCAUGAGCACCGGGAUGGAGAUAUCGUGAAGGGCGUCUACUCUCUACACCAGCCUGAUGGUUCUGAGAGGACUGUCCACUACCAUGGAGACCACCACACCGGUUUCCACGCUGAUGUGAAAUUCGGUACCCAUCACAUCGUCCCACAUCAUCAUCAACAUUACUGAGAAAGGAAUCGCUGUUAAUAUGAUUUUUGUUACUUUUUUAUAUACCCAUGUGUUCAAAUAAAAUGAAAUGAAUUUAA
This is a messenger RNA of Pieris napi, 913 nucleotides long. RefSeq names its product histidine-rich glycoprotein-like. The transcript has 9 exons. NCBI's taxonomy places the organism in Eukaryota, Metazoa, Arthropoda, Insecta, Lepidoptera, Pieridae. Gene Ontology annotation, cellular component: extracellular matrix. The record is from RefSeq and is a predicted model, not a curated record. The coding region runs from base 30 to 836 and encodes 268 amino acids.